Molecule: messenger RNA, 219 nt
Organism: Plasmopara halstedii
Lineage: Eukaryota; Oomycota; Peronosporomycetes; Peronosporales; Peronosporaceae
Exons: 2
Coding region: 1-219 (72 amino acids)
Source: RefSeq, a predicted model, not a curated record
AUGAGAGUCAGUGUCUUGCCGUUUCUCUUUUCCGGAUUCCGGCCGGUUGGAAUUAUCCCUUAUGGACAGCUGCAGGAACUGGAGUAUUUUUUGUGGAUCUCCGUUCGCAACUAUAUUACAAUUGAUUUAGCUGAGAUUGUAUUGGGAGACCCGAAAAGGGACCGUCGUCUCAUCAGCAAAGACUGCGAUAAACGUUUGAAAAUUCUUAGCCUCAACUGA